AGAGCUGGAGUUCAAGCCUUCAGCCUCUGCCCACGGGUGCAGCCAUGGAUCCCCUAUCGCCACAGCCCAACUGGACUGAGAUUGUGAACAAAAAGCUCAAAUUCCCCCCCACACUCCUGCGUGCUAUCCAGGAGGGCCAGCUGGGUCUUGUGCAACAGCUGCUAGAAUCGGGCUCCGAUGCCUUGGGUGCUGGGCCAGGUGGUCCCCUGCGGAAUGUGGAAGAGUCUGAGGACCGCUCCUGGAGGGAAGCUCUCAAUCUGGCUAUCCGCCUGGGCCACGAGGUCAUCACUGAUGUUCUGCUGGCCAAUGUCAAGUUUGACUUCCGGCAGAUCCACGAAGCCUUGCUAGUGGCCGUGGACACAAACCAGCCAGCGGUAGUGCGUCGCCUGCUAGCUCGGCUGGAGCGGGAGAAAGGUCGAAAAGUAGACACCAAGUCUUUCUCUCUAGCCUUCUUUGACUCGUCAAUUGAUGGCUCCCGCUUUGCCCCUGGUGUCACUCCACUCACGCUGGCCUGCCAGAAGGACCUGUAUGAGAUUGCCCAGCUGCUUAUGGACCAGGGCCACACGAUUGCUCGGCCCCACCCAGUUUCCUGUGCCUGCCUCGAGUGCAGCAAUGCCCGCAGAUACGACCUGCUGAAGUUCUCACUAUCCCGGAUCAACACUUACCGAGGCAUCGCAAGCCGGGCUCACCUCUCACUGGCCAGUGAGGAUGCCAUGCUGGCCGCCUUUCAGCUCAGUCGGGAGCUCAGGCGCCUUGCACGAAAGGAGCCUGAGUUUAAGCCGCAAUACAUCGCCCUGGAGUCUCUCUGCCAGGACUAUGGGUUUGAGUUGCUGGGCAUGUGCCGGAAUCAGAGUGAGGUCACUGCAGUGCUUAAUGACCUGGGCGAGGAUAGUGAGACUGAGCCUGAGGCUGAGGGCCUGGGCCAGGCCUUUGAGGAGGGCAUCCCCAACCUGGCAAGACUGCGGUUGGCUGUCAACUACAACCAGAAACAGUUUGUAGCACACCCCAUCUGCCAGCAAGUUCUGUCUUCCAUCUGGUGUGGGAACCUGGCUGGCUGGCGUGGAAGUACCACCAUCUGGAAGCUCUUUGUUGCCUUCCUCAUCUUCCUCACCAUGCCCUUCCUCUGCAUCGGCUACUGGCUGGCGCCCAAGUCCCGGCUGGGCCGUCUGCUGAAGAUCCCAGUGUUGAAGUUCCUGCUGCAUUCUGCCUCCUAUCUGUGGUUCCUUAUCUUCUUGCUGGGAGAGUCUCUGGUCAUGGAGACUCAGCUGAGCACCUUCAAAGGCCGCAGCCAGAGUGUCUGGGAGACCUCACUACAUAUGAUUUGGGUCACAGGCUUCCUGUGGUUUGAGUGUAAGGAGGUGUGGAUCGAGGGCUUGCGAAGCUACCUCCUGGACUGGUGGAACUUCCUGGACGUGGUCAUCCUCUCCCUGUACUUGGCAUCGUUUGCGCUGCGCCUCCUCCUGGCUGGGCUUGCCUACAUGCACUGUCAUGAUGCCUCGGACAGCACCGCCUGCCGCUAUUUCACCACAGCUGAGCGAAGUGAGUGGCGCACAGAGGAUCCCCAGUUCCUGGCCGAGGUGCUCUUUGCUGUCACCAGCAUGCUCAGCUUCACCCGACUGGCGUAUAUUCUGCCAGCUCAUGAAUCGCUGGGCACUCUGCAGAUCUCCAUUGGCAAGAUGAUUGACGACAUGAUGCGGUUCAUGUUCAUCCUCAUGAUCAUCCUGACGGCCUUCCUCUGUGGCCUCAACAACAUCUAUGUGCCCUAUCAGGAAUCGGAGAAGCUAGGCAAUUUCAACGAAACGUUCCAGUUUCUCUUCUGGACCAUGUUCGGCAUGGAAGAACACUCAGUGGUGGACAUGCCUCAGUUCUUGGUGCCUGAGUUCGUGGGCCGGGCCAUGUAUGGCAUCUUUACCAUCGUCAUGGUCAUUGUGCUACUCAACAUGCUGAUUGCCAUGAUCACCAACUCCUUCCAGAAGAUCGAGGAUGAUGCUGAUGUGGAGUGGAAGUUUGCUCGCUCCAAGCUCUACCUGUCGUACUUCCGAGAGGGUCUGACGCUGCCUGUGCCCUUUAACAUCCUGCCGUCCCCAAAGGCUGCCUUCUACCUCCUCAGGAGAAUUUUCCGGUUCAUUUGCUGUGGCUCCUCCUGCUGCAAAGCCAAGAAGUCGCACUUCCCGCCAAUCCCAACUUUUACCAACCCUGGGGCAAGGGCGGGGUCUGGGGAAGGAGAGCGUGUGUCCUACCGCCUUCGAGUCAUCAAGGCUCUGGUACAGCGUUACAUAGAGACUGCCCGGCGAGAGUUCGAGGAGACCCGUCGGAAAGACCUGGGCAACAGACUGACAGAGCUGACCAAGACUGUGUCUCGACUGCAAAGCGAGGUGGCCAGUGUGCAGAAGACUCUGGCCACGGGAGGGACACCACGGCCUCCAGAUGGUGCCAGCAUCCUCAGUAGAUACAUCACCCGAGUGCGCAACAGCUUCCAGAACCUGGGCCCCCCUACCUCUGACACCCCAGCAGAGCUGACUAUGCCUGGGAUUGUGGAGACUGAAGUCUCUUUAGAAGAUGGCCUUGAUGCUACAGGAGAGGCUGGGACUCCGGCUUCUGGAAAGUCCAGCCCCUCCUCCUCUGCCCAUGUGCUGGUACACAGGGAGCAAGAAGCAGAGGGGGCAGAGGACUUGCCCCUGGAGGAAGAUCUGGAGACCAAGGGCGAGUCCUAAAGCCACAGAAGGGUCUCUUCUGUUACUAAGUGCAGCAGCCUAGCUGGGUAGAGCCAGGGUCUCACAGUAGAAGACCAUGGUGCCUUUU
Messenger RNA from Arvicanthis niloticus (Nile rat), 2802 nucleotides. Its product is annotated as short transient receptor potential channel 2. Gene Ontology annotation, molecular function: inositol 1,4,5 trisphosphate binding; store-operated calcium channel activity. Lineage: Eukaryota; Metazoa; Chordata; Mammalia; Rodentia; Muridae. The record is from RefSeq and is a predicted model, not a curated record. Gene Ontology annotation, cellular component: cation channel complex; plasma membrane. Gene Ontology annotation, biological process: calcium ion transmembrane transport; regulation of cytosolic calcium ion concentration; single fertilization.